AUGUCUGUUUUAGUUACCGGGUGUACCGGAUUCAUUGCUCAGUAUAUUGUUCGUGAUUUGUUGCAACAAAACUAUAAGGUUAUCGGUACUGUAAGGUCUGAUGCCAAAGGUGAUAACUUGAAAAACUUGUUCAACAACAAUCCCUCCUUCGUCACUGAGGUUGUGGCUGACAUUGCUGCUCCCAGUGCAUUUGACCACGUAUUUGAAAAGUAUAGCGACGAGAUAAAAGUGGUGCUUCACACCGCUUCUCCUUUCCAUUUCAAUGCGAAGGACUACGAGAAGGAGUUGUUGAUUCCAGCUAUUCACGGUACAAAGAGCGUUUUGGAGUCAAUCAAAAAGUAUAGUGCUCAGACUGUCGAACGUGUGGUCAUUACUUCGUCUAUCGCGGCUGUGAAAGACCCUCUGAAGAGUGCCGAUAAGAACUUCGUGUACGACGAAGACAGUUGGAAUCCAGUUACAUGGGAAAGUUGCCAGCUCAACCCACAGGACGCUUAUAGAGGGUCUAAGAAGUUUGCUGAACAAGUGGCUUGGGACUUCCUAGAGGAGAAUAAGGGGGUUCUUAAAUACAAGAUGGCCACAGUGAACCCUUCCAUGAUCUUUGGCCCCCAGCUCUUCGAUCAAAAUGCCACUGGAGUACUCAACACCUCGGCAGAGGUAAUCAAUUCUCUUUUGCACUCCGGUCCUGAGACCGAUCUCAGCAACUUGAAGAAUGACUUUGUUGACGUCAGAGAUGUAUCGAGGGCCCACCUGCUCGCUUUCCAAAUGGACGAAACCGUAGGUCAGCGUCUCGGCUUGUCUGCUGGUCAAUUUAAUGGUCAAGACAUUGCUCAAAUAUUGAAUGAGCGCUUUCCUCAGGCGCAAGGAACCCUGCCCAAGGUCACCGGUGAAGGAGCAAACAAGACUGAGCCGUAUGCCAAAUUUGACAAUUCAAGAACCAAGAAAAUCCUCGGCUUCGAUUUCAAAAGUCUCGAAGAAACUGUCUACGAUACCGCGGCGCAGAUUCUAAAAGUUGAGGGUAAAGUUUAG
Messenger RNA from Lachancea dasiensis, 1026 nucleotides. NCBI's taxonomy places the organism in Eukaryota, Fungi, Ascomycota, Saccharomycetes, Saccharomycetales, Saccharomycetaceae. The record is from the annotation of a GenBank genome assembly.